Messenger RNA from Coregonus clupeaformis (lake whitefish), 2907 nucleotides. Its product is annotated as poly(A) RNA polymerase, mitochondrial-like. Gene Ontology annotation, molecular function: poly(A) RNA polymerase activity. The record is from RefSeq and is a predicted model, not a curated record. NCBI's taxonomy places the organism in Eukaryota, Metazoa, Chordata, Actinopteri, Salmoniformes, Salmonidae. Gene Ontology annotation, cellular component: mitochondrion.
UGGUGUGUGCAGGUUACAUUUGAGAGGAAGCGGUAGCCUCUCAAAAUGCUUCCAAAAACUACAUUCAUCCUUUCAAAGAAAGAUCAGAACUAGAACUGCUUUUACGAAGACCAAUGUACUCAAAAAUAAAGAUGAAAUCGAUAAACCAACAAAUCACCUCCCUUACAGAGACAUACCAGCUAACAGAAGAGAACGUCUGUCUGCGCUUCCUGGUCUGCUCGCUGCUGAACGACAUAGCUGCUGCAUAUUUCCCAGAAUGCACCAUUCGGCCCUUUGGCUCCUCCGUGAACGGCUUCGGGAAGCUGGGCUGUGAUCUAGACAUGUUUCUGGACCUGGACGGCAUCAGUGGAAGGAAUCUGAAGCCAAAAGCAGGGAUGUCUUUGGAGUACCAGACAAAGAGGUAUGCGUCUGAGCGGGCAGUGACCCAGAGUAUCCUGUCUGUGAUUGGGGAGAGUGUAGACCAGUUUGGGCCCGGCUGUGUCGGGGUGCAGAAGAUCCUCAACGCUCGCUGUCCCCUGGUCCACUUCACCCACCAACCAUCAGCGUUCCAGUGUGACCUCACGGCCAACAAUAGGGUGGCGAUGAAGAGCUCGGAGUUGCUGUACCUGUAUGGACGGCUGGACCGGCGGGUGUAUUUCCUGGUAUUCAGUGUUCGGUGCUGGGCCCCCCACAGUAUCACCAGCUCUAUACCUGGAGCCUGGAUCACCAACUUCUCUCUCACUGUCAUGGUCCUGUUCUUCUUCCUGCAGAGGAGGACUGUAACUAUACUACCCACCCUGGACCACCUCAAGGAACUAGCAGGCCCUCUGGAUAAGAGUGUCAUCGAGGGAAACGACUGCACGUUUGUCAGCGACCUCACUAAAAUACAAGUGCAGGACAACACAGAGACAUUAGAGCAGUUGCUGCAGGAGUUCUUUGAGUUCUACAGAACCUUCGCAUUCAACCACAUGUCCAUAAACAUCAGAAAGGGCAGAGAGCAGAACAAACCUGAGGUGUCCCCCUUACAUAUUCAGAACCCCUUCGAGCCAGCGCUGAACGUCAGUAAGAACGUUAAUGGAAUGCAGCUGGAGCACUUUGUGGCGUUGUGUCGGGAGAGCGCCUGGAUGCUGCAGCAGCGGGAGUUCAACGUACCGCACAGCAGUGGCAGUAACAGGGCCGGUACCGGGAACAAUGCUCCCUGGGACCUGGCUGUGCUCCUCAUGCCUUCCAUCUCCCAGGCGGCCAAGGUUAAGGGUCGUAAGAAGAGGAAGAGGGAACCGGCCAGCGAGAGGAUCAAGAGCUUACUGGAGUCUCUAAAGAACAGGGAGGAGGAGAAGACGGGCAACGGUAACAACAGCAUGGGGAAGAAGAGCUAGAGAAGAAGAUUCAUUGUGUUUGAGGGGAUCAGUUUGAGACCAGGCGAGAUGCAGAAUCACUAAUCUUGAUCAGUAGUCAUUUGGGAUGCAAAAUGAUUUGUAGAUCACUCGUUCUGUGCAGUCUGCACACGGUCUUGCAGACCAUCACCACUAGAUGGAACUGGUGAGGUCUAAGUCUAUGCAACAUGCAAGCCGAGCCAAGCUGUAAUGAGCUGGCCUGGUUAGGCAUCCACUAUGGUAGCUGGAACUGUCCUGACUAAAAUAUACAAGCUGGCGCAGUACGGUUUGGAUUGGCAUGAUUCUGUGAAAUGGGGUAUAAAUGUUUCUGUGACCAGAUGCUCUUGAUAAGAAAGGACUUAUGUACUCUCCAUGCCGACCGUUGCAAAUAAUGUACGAAAAGAAGAUAUGAACUUAUAGCAUCUGACUAUACAUCUUUUUGUUUGUUUACAUUAUAUCAAAUGUUUUCAGAUUUUUUUAUUUAAUCAGUGUCACAAAAUGGACUUUUAUAACAAAAUGAAAACACUGUGUGGUGGAUAAUGAACAGUCUGACAAUGUUAUUUCUAGAUUCAACUUUUACCGUCAACCUUCCAAAAACAACGAUGCAACCUUCCUAGCUUGUUAGUCAAUCCAUAUUGAAACAGUCCAUACCGUUGCUCAUCAAGUCAGUGGUCUGGAGGAGAGAGGAGCCAGCAGUGUGGUUAGUCUGUAAAAUAGAUGGACCUCUUCCCAGCUACUGGUUGAGCUAACGUCAAAUAUUUGGAUAGAGGCACAUUCCAUUUUAAACACAAGUCUUUAGUUUUCUCGGGGGAGACUGAAAGAAAGAGACAGGGCCUUAACUUUGUUUCCAGAAUCUGCUCAUAAUGCUUGAUUGCCAAUUUGGAAGUAGGCAUUUCCAACCCAAACCUUAAUGAUAAGCUCGGCGAACACAAGGUCAAGAUAUUUUAUCAAAACUUCUUGCCACCUAAAUACUCUCUGUGAAUGAACCCUACCACUGAAUAGUUUGCCUUUAGGGAGAAGGAAUGUCUGCCUUUUCCAGUUAUUGUAAGUUUCUGCUCAUUUGCAAUUCUUCAAACCAUAAGGUACUACUAUAGGGCUUUCCGCUCGUGCUUGUAUGUAUGUGUGUUAGUGUGUGUUUGAGGGAGCAAGAAUUUAGCUGUGUUUGAGAGAGUGAGUGAGUGUUUGUGUGUUUGAGAGAGCGACAGAAUAUGCGUGUGUGUGUGAGUGGCGUAGCAGUGAGUGUCCCAGGAGACAGUGGUUCAGGAGCAGGAGUGUGCGGUGGCCCCACAGCUGUUUUUCCACUCUGUGCAGCAUGAGGUCAGGGGGUGAAGGGAUCCAGUUUGAAGAGUUCCUCCUCUGCCACGGGGGCACAGCAGCGGGAAGGAGAGGAGCGCCCGUUGCCGCCUCAAAAAUAUACAUUACACACAGAGUACAGGAUGGCUUAGAAUUUUUAUUCUCUCCCCUUCCCUCCUCUCUGAGUAACUUUAGGUUUAGAGAGAGAUUGUGUGUCAGAGGUUUGUUCAGGAGGGUGCAACUGUACAGAACGCUCCAAAAU